GUCGAGUGCCGUAUAUGGUCAUAUGUUGUAUUGUAAAACAAUUUAAUCCUUUUGUGGCUAAAUAAAACUGUGUUUGCCGGUAUUUCUCAUCAUUCAGAUUGUUAACUCUUCUAUCUGUUAGUAGUACCACUAGUUUGUAAGGACAAUGUGUGACGACGACGUAGCCGCUUUAGUUGUAGACAAUGGAUCUGGAAUGUGUAAAGCUGGAUUUGCAGGAGAUGAUGCUCCAAGAGCUGUAUUUCCAUCCAUUGUUGGAAGACCAAGACAUCAGGGCGUGAUGGUUGGUAUGGGACAGAAAGACAGUUACGUUGGUGAUGAAGCCCAGAGCAAAAGAGGAAUCCUUACUUUGAAAUACCCAAUUGAACACGGAAUCGUCACAAACUGGGACGAUAUGGAGAAAAUCUGGCAUCACACUUUCUACAAUGAACUCCGUGUAGCACCAGAAGAACACCCUGUUUUACUGACAGAGGCUCCACUUAACCCUAAAGCCAACAGAGAAAAGAUGACACAGAUUAUGUUUGAAACCUUCAACUGCCCAGCCAUGUAUGUAGGAAUCCAAGCCGUAUUGUCCCUGUAUGCCUCUGGUCGUACAACUGGUAUUGUGUUGGACUCUGGAGAUGGUGUAUCCCACACUGUUCCAAUCUACGAAGGUUAUGCCCUUCCUCACGCUAUCUUGAGAUUGGAUCUCGCCGGACGGGACCUGACAGACUACCUCAUGAAAAUUCUGACCGAACGUGGGUAUUCAUUCACAACCACAGCCGAGAGAGAAAUCGUCAGAGACAUUAAAGAAAAAUUGUGCUAUGUAGCACUAGACUUUGAACAAGAAAUGCAAACAGCUGCAUCAUCAUCAUCAUUAGAAAAGAGUUACGAGUUACCCGACGGACAAGUCAUCACUAUUGGUAACGAAAGAUUCCGAUGCCCAGAGACCAUGUUCCAACCAUCAUUUAUCGGAAUGGAAACUGCCGGUAUCCAUGAAACAACAUACAACAGUAUCAUGAAAUGUGAUGUGGAUAUCCGUAAAGACUUGUAUUCCAAUGUCGUGUUGUCUGGUGGUACCACCAUGUACCCAGGUAUUGCUGACCGUAUGCAAAAGGAAAUAUCUGCCUUGGCUCCACCAACAAUGAAAGUCAAGAUCAUUGCUCCACCAGAAAGGAAAUAUUCUGUCUGGAUCGGUGGUUCCAUCUUGGCUUCACUCUCAACCUUCCAACAGAUGUGGAUCAGCAAACAAGAGUAUGACGAGUCCGGUCCAUCCAUCGUCCACAGGAAAUGUUUCUAAACAAAUAACUCAAGUUUAAUAACAUUAUGAAAACAUUUAUCGUAAGACAGUUUGAGCCAUGAACACAAGCAAGAGGCCAUUGGUGACUGUUCUUUUAUUACAUGUACCUAUACAAUAUUGUAUUUAUGAUUAGGACACAAAUAAAAAAAGAUAGUUGAUUUAAAA
Mytilus trossulus (common blue mussel) is the source of this 1441-nucleotide messenger RNA. Its product is annotated as actin, non-muscle 6.2-like. The transcript is spliced from 2 exons. Lineage: Eukaryota; Metazoa; Mollusca; Bivalvia; Mytilida; Mytilidae. The record is from RefSeq and is a predicted model, not a curated record. Bases 146 to 1276 code for a protein of 376 amino acids.